Molecule: messenger RNA, 297 nt
Organism: Angiostrongylus costaricensis
Lineage: Eukaryota; Metazoa; Nematoda; Chromadorea; Rhabditida; Metastrongylidae
Source: the annotation of a GenBank genome assembly
AUGAUACGAAGGAGCCAGCUUAUGUCUUCCAUAUUUCUGCUCCUUCUGACCGCUGAUGUCGUAAGUCAUGAAAGAUUCAUGGUGAGAAAAGGAGGACGACUAGAGCGUCUGUAUAAACGAACAUUGAACGACUACCGCCAUGCACAACACCAAUAUCGACAUCAUCAUUACAGACACAAGCGCCGUUGCCGCGAGCGAAACGUGCAUACGAGAAUGGGAGAAAUCCUUGCCCAAAUGAACUCAGUUGUUCGACCACGAUUUGGACGUUCAGCGGGAUAUUUUCGUAGUCGCGAAUAA